AUGCCAUUCCCAAAAAUCGCAAUCAUCGGCGCCGGUCCAGGAGGAUUGACCCUCGCCAGCAUGCUUCAAUGCAGCGGCAUCAAACCCACCAUUUUCGAACUCGACAAAGACCGCUCAUCACGAGAUCAAGGAGGAAUCAUCGACCUCCACGCCGACGGCGGCCAACUCGCCCUCAAAGAAGCAGGCCUCUUCGAAAAAUUCCAAGAAAUAAUCAUCCCCUCGGCCGAAGCUCUCAAGCUCAUGAAAUCCAACGGGGAAGUCGUCUGGGAUGAAAACAACUCCGCGGCCGCACCCCCAGAAACCUCUCGAGAUCGUCCGGAAGUCGAUCGUUCAAACCUCAGGAACUUGCUCCUCGAUGCCGUAGACCCCGAUACUAUCCACUGGAACCACAAACUCCUUCAAGUCGAACCCGUGGGUGCCAAAUACAACCUCCACUUCAGCGACAGCAUCGAAACAGGCUUCGAUCUCGUCAUUGGCGCCGACGGCGCAUGGUCCAAAGUCCGGCCCCUCGUCUCUAAUGAAACGCCGUACUACUCAGGCAUCACGUUCAUCGAACUCCAAGCGCACGACGUGAGUGUGAAAAAGCCAUGGCUGAACGAAUUCAUCGGUUCGGGCAGUUUCUUCAUGUUCGAUGAGGGUCUCGCGUUGAUCGGGCAACAGAAUAGUUUCGAUCGGAUUCGUAUCUAUCUUGGGGUUCGACAGCCGGAGUCUUGGAUGGAUGAGUGCGGGAUCAACUGGGAGGAGCCGAAGUCGGCACGGGGGGUGUUGGCGGAGAGCUAUUUUGGGGAUUGUCAUGGCGACUUGAAGAGGGUGAUUUUGGAGGAGGCGACGGAUAGUUUGAUCGUGAGACGAUUGUAUAUGUUGCCUGUUGGCUUGAGCUGGGAGAUGCGAUCUGGGGUUACGUUGUUAGGGGAUGCGGCACAUUUGAUGACGCCGUUUGCGGGUGUGGGCGUUAAUGUUGCGAUGGUUGAUGCGAUGGAACUUGCGAGGGAGAUCAUGAGGUGGAAGGAUGCGUUUGUGGAUGGUGAUGCCACUGCGCUUGAUGAGGCGGUGAAGGUGUAUGAGGAGAGGAUGUUUGUGCGAGCGAAGAAGAAUAUGGAGAAGACGUAUCAUGGUCUUGUUAGCCAUUUUAGUGCGGGUGGGAUCGAUGAGCGGGUUGGUUUGUUGAAGAAGAGGGCCAGGAUGCUGGAGGAGAGAAGGAAAGAGCAGGUCAAAGCUUGA
Messenger RNA from Glarea lozoyensis ATCC 20868, 1221 nucleotides. Its product is annotated as FAD/NAD(P)-binding protein. The coding region runs from base 1 to 1221 and encodes 406 amino acids. The record is from RefSeq and is a predicted model, not a curated record. Lineage: Eukaryota; Fungi; Ascomycota; Leotiomycetes; Helotiales; Helotiaceae. The transcript has a single exon. Gene Ontology annotation, molecular function: FAD binding.